Molecule: messenger RNA, 3265 nt
Organism: Lytechinus pictus (painted urchin)
Lineage: Eukaryota; Metazoa; Echinodermata; Echinoidea; Temnopleuroida; Toxopneustidae
Exons: 3
Coding region: 676-1773 (365 amino acids)
Source: RefSeq, a predicted model, not a curated record
GCAGAUUGACAAGGCCAUUAGUUUGGGAGUAUAAGGUUCACGAUUGUAAUAAGCUCGCUUUGCGGUGCAAUGAGACAUUAUCAAAUAUUGAUCGAAGAGUUAUAUCAAAAUAUUCCACCAUAGUUUCUGCCAACGCUGUAAGUGAUCUGAUCGAUGCAAGGCCGCAUUGUAACGGUCAUUGUCUCCGUCACCUGCAAGAGAUUUUUGGCGCGACUCCUACCUGCGAAAAUUAUUGACCGCAACGAUCUAUCGAUAUAGGGAUCGUUAUUAAAUGACGUCUGCUCUUUAUAUGAAUGUAUAUCAGUGCCGCAAUCAUGUUUUAAACGUUAAUUGUGUGAGAGAAAAUCUCUAAUUGAAGCUGUAAACAGACUGUUUGAAGUUCCCAUUACCCGGGGACUAUUUUAUUUGGGUAUUUCAUGAGAAGGAAGAAUAGAGUUUUGGUGAUAUGGGUUUAAUCAAUUAUUCUGCAUCGCAUUUUAUGAUAUAUUGAAAUCGCCGGGAGAAUUUGUUAUAUUUCUUCUGAUGAAGUUUCAGCACGCAAUAUUGUGGACUGGUGGACAUCACGAUUUAACUUAUAUAAAAAUAAACAUGUAGACGUUGAGAGCAUUCAUUCGAUUUAAACGAGCUAAUCCCCAAAAGCAUCGCAUCAUCAAUGCCUGCUGGGUUGAAAACAGCAUGACGAACUUCAAGCAGCUAUCAGCCUCUUUUCCCGCCGACUCUUCCCCGAUAUCGAGCGGGGAGUGGGUGAACCUAUACACCCGGGCACACAGUCGAAGACAGAAGUGCAUGAAGGAUGCCGAAGUGAUGCGGAUAAAUGUUCUGAAGCAGCGGGAGAAUGAUCUGGAGAAGUACCGUCGGGAACAGCUGACGGGUGGACCGGGAAAAUCGAAGAUCAAUUCACUGACGGUCUCAAAAACACCAGCAGCAUUCAAGCCAUCAUCAAACAACUCACGCUCAACCGCACCCUCCAAAGUCUCUUUAUAUUCAGUAUCAUCUUCAAAUUCCCUCUCACCCCCUGCAAAACUUAAAUGGCCAUCAAGUGUCCCACCGCGGUUGCGGAAACCUUGCAAAACAAGUCCACGUCGAAAGAUACAGCCGACAACACUUCCCCCGCUCAGAGGGACUCUGGAAACAAAUUACAUCAACAUCGCCAACGUGUACGGAAAUGCCUCCCGCCAGACACCGCAAGACACGACGAUAGAUUAUAGACUCCCGCAUAAAGAGUGGAGCCCGGCAGACAGCACCCCUAAAACCCUGGACGGAAACUUGUCAGGGUUGUGCGAUAUAUCUAAAGUAUGGGAACACGGGAUGUGUAUCUACUGCGAGCUGGAGCGAAUCGAACGAUCGAUCCCGCGCACGCCGCGAUUUUUCAAGUGGCGCUCUAAGGAUAGGAUGAAAAGUUUAAGUAUGAAUGUUGAUAUCGGCGGUGAAGGCGACGGUGCCUGUGUGAUCGGUGCCUGUGUGAUCGGUGGCAAUAACAGACCAACGGAGAGGACUAAGGAUGAAUACGACGGCGACGAUGACAACGGGAUCGUGAGGAACCUCGAGUAUGAGCCCGACAUAUAUGUUGACACCACCUCAAUAAGAGAUGAUUUGAGCAUCAGGGAAAACUAUAGUGGAACAAACAAAAGAAAAGUGGAAAGUGACGAGGAGGAAGUGGAAAUCGACUACGAAGCCCUGGAGAAACUUGCAAAGUGGUAUGAACGUUAUCCAAGCACGCCCGUGUCUUUCUGGAAGCAUCGCGAUCAAAGGACGUUUCAGCCUUUGUUCUAGCCAAAAGAUUGUCCGAUGAUUAAUCACCUCUUAGAGAUGUUGAGCUCUAUGUUGCCAUUUCAUAAAGCUCUUCGUAAGUUAAGAACGACUGGUGAACCUUUCUAACGUGCUUAACCGUCGCCAAUGAAUAUACCAUUGUCCACAAGAAAGGAUCACUAGUCGUUCUUAACUUACAAACAGCUUUAUGAAACACCCACCUGCUUACACAAUGUUGCAUCACCUAAGAAGAUCUAGUCUAUCAUUCAAGAAUGUGUUUGAAUUUCAAAAUUGUUUUUGAAACAAUUCUUUUUCAAGUGUGGAAAAAAGCUUAAGUCCUCACACCAUCAGUUCACAGUAAUUCACAUAGAAGUCAAUGCAUCAAAUGAUCUUGACAUUUGUCAUAAAAUAAUUUAUUCCCACAUAGAAAUCUUUGAAUAAGUUUGGAACUUGACACAAUAUAUAUUUGACAUUUAGUCUUAAUCUACUAGUCAUUCACUUCAAUAAAUCAGUGAACAGAAUACAGAAUGUCAACAAUGAAAUGACAAAUACCAAUUUACCACUAUAUAUGACAUUUUGUCUUGAUCUAUCAGUAGUACACCAAAAUAAUUCAGUGAAAAGAACACUUAAUUUUGAAAAUGAAAUAAUACCUCCAUACCCAACAUAGGAAAAAAUUUUGAGCCAUCAAAAUGUAAAUUAAAAGAUUUUCUUUACAUACAUAUGAUAGAAGCACACAUGAUAAACUUAACUAGCAUUCCAGCAAGAAAUUAGAUAAAACAGUACGACACAUUUUGGAUGCCUGUAAGUCCCUUAUAUGAUCCAACUGUGAUGCAGUUUUGAAUAAAUAAUAUUUUGCAUUGAAUAUGAAAAUUCAAACAAGUAAAAUUAUCUAAUUUCAAGCUUGGAGUGAUGCUAAGAAUACUAAAAUCAAACUUUAGAUUUACUGUAGCCUUGUGGUCAGAGUGAAGUCCAAAAAAAUAUAUUUAUAAAAAAUAUGAGAAUUUGAACAUUAGAAAUGAAAUCAACUGUAAUUUUACUUACAUGUACUUCAACUGUAAAUUUGGGCUUUUGAACUUUAUAAUGAUGGUAAGUGCAACUAUUCUGUAACCAUUACACACAAUUUGUAUCAUGACUUUUCAUGUCACAUGUAAUUUAAUGAUCAUUGUUUGCAUUUCAUUGUCAUAAAUGUAUAAAACAACUAUUCUUUCAGCCAUCUUUAAUUUAUUACACUGUACAGUCAAACACAAUUUAGUAUUCCAUAUUUUGUUGCAUUGAUUCAGUAUCAUUUGUCAAAAUUGUGAGAGAUAAGGGUUUUCAUCAUCAGAUGACAUUACAAAAUUCAGUACCCUAAAGGAUCUAUUAUAAAUAGAUCUUAAUAAAUGUUGAUAAUGAUGUAUUUUUAUUAAUUAUCAAGUCUAGUAUACUGCUCUUAUUGCUAAAUAUAGUCUUUUUUUAAGUAUUUUUUUUUUACUUUUCAGGCAAAAUAAAAAUGGCCUCAAUAAAAGUCAACUUUAUA